AUGUUCCUAUUUAUAUUUAUGCAACACAUUGCCACUACAGAAGGUAUAGGAAAGUUGAAUGGUUGCUGCAACUACUGCAGUCUAAGCACAGGAAGUUGGAUGAAGUUAUGUUUCAUGGUUAAUCCAAGUGGUAAAAUACCAGUUCGAAGGUCAGUUAGACGAGGUAGUAUGCCUUUCAGGGAUUUGAAGUCGUAUUUACAGAAUAUUUGUUGUUCACUAUUGGAUGGUUUUGCUAGAAAGAAAAUUAAAGUUGGACACGCCUUAGGAGAGAAAUUAUCAAGAUUAGUAGAAAGGCAUUGGCUUGAUGAAGCAUCUGAUCGCCCAGACUGUAUUGUGUGUUCUGAUUGUUCUAUAAAUGGUGGUCGUAGGCAGACCAAAUUUAGAUGUAGACAAUGUUGUGUCGGACUUUGUGUUGCCCCUUGUAAUGAGAUAUAUCACACUAGGAAACUAUUCAAACAAUGUCAUUUCGACAGAUUAUGA
Lottia gigantea (owl limpet) is the source of this 480-nucleotide messenger RNA. RefSeq lists its product as hypothetical. The record is from RefSeq and is a predicted model, not a curated record. The transcript is spliced from 3 exons. NCBI's taxonomy places the organism in Eukaryota, Metazoa, Mollusca, Gastropoda, Lottiidae. Bases 1 to 480 code for a protein of 159 amino acids.